Messenger RNA from Mesorhabditis belari, 1821 nucleotides. The record is from the annotation of a GenBank genome assembly. Lineage: Eukaryota; Metazoa; Nematoda; Chromadorea; Rhabditida; Rhabditidae.
AUGGCCCAAAUCGAGCAACCGCCAACCCGAUCGAGUCCAUUCUUUUCUCUAUUCAGAAGAUCGAAGAAGAAAAUCAAUGGCACAAAAUCUCAUGACGAUUUCAAGACAACGCAAAAUGCAAUUGAAGAGCUCGCCAAGACGAAACCUUCUCCACAAAAGAUGUCAUUCACCGAUCGAGUGAAAGCGCACAAAACGGCAAAAAGUGGAAAGAAGGACCAAUCAAGCACGUUACCAUCUCAUUUAUACAAGAAACACGACAAGCAUUUGAAGCAUCAGUGCAAAUCACAAUCCUUUGAUGCACUUGUUGAAGAGGAUCCUGUGAUACUCAUCGAAUCCCUUCAAACGAUCGCCGAUGAACAACCAACGGUGGCCAGAUCAAUUCCAAAACACGCCAACAUCAAACCGAAACCAAAAGAUCCAUUGAGAAAUUGCUUGUUCGAGCAAGAGGUUUACGACACGAUGCUCUCUGAUAGUCUGAAAGUGUGUGAUCUCCUUGCCGCUCAUCUUGAUGAUUGCAUCACGCAUGUGCGUGCGAAAAGUCCCGAACUCUCCAAAAUGAAUCUCUCCGAUGUUUCGGAUGGCCGAGAUUCUGGUCGAGGUCCCUCAUCAGCCUCUUCAACCAUCUCUACAUCACCAACCGCCUACAAGCGGCCGCUAAAAUCAUGUGUGCGAGCCGAUUUCGUCUCCUGGAUCUCUCAACCAGAAACACUCAAACUUUUUGGGCUUUGCUAUGAGUUCAACUGGUACCCAGACAAAUAUUUCGAUCAAAUCCAAGGCUUUCUCGUCACCGCAAAAAUCAAUCCAAACAUCACCAGCACAAAUGUGACAUGCGGCAAAACGAGUACACUCACCGAGGCAAAUCCGUUUCUGAUCGUCGACGGCUACGAUUUCGUUUAUAAAAGCUUAUCUGCACCGGUUUGCGUGACGGCCGAAAACUGCGAGAACUGUUUCUAUUCGAUCGAAUAUACGCAGUUGUGCAGUGAUGAUUACUGGGGCGGAAUCAAUGAGGGCUGCGUGGAGUUUUUGCCGCUUAACAUCAACUCUCAGCUGCCUCAGGUCGAGAAUUGCACGUGGUGGUGGGUGGAGGAGCAGGCGAAUCGAUCAUUUCCCCUGUCGUUUCCUGAGCAUUUCCCUAUUAAAAUGGCCCAAAUCGAGCAACCGCCAACCCGAUCGAGUCCAUUCUUUUCUCUAUUCAGAAGAUCGAAGAAGAAAAUCAAUGGCACAAAAUCUCAUGACGAUUUCAAGACAACGCAAAAUGCAAUUGAAGAGCUCGCCAAGACGAAACCUUCUCCACAAAAGAUGUCAUUCACCGAUCGAGUGAAAGCGCACAAAACGGCAAAAAGUGGAAAGAAGGACCAAUCAAGCACGUUACCAUCUCAUUUAUACAAGAAACACGACAAGCAUUUGAAGCAUCAGUGCAAAUCACAAUCCUUUGAUGCACUUGUUGAAGAGGAUCCUGUGAUACUCAUCGAAUCCCUUCAAACGAUCGCCGAUGAACAACCAACGGUGGCCAGAUCAAUUCCAAAACACGCCAACAUCAAACCGAAGCCAAAAGAUCCAUUGAGAAAUUGCUUGUUCGAGCAAGAGGUUUACGACACGAUGCUCUCUGAUAGUCUGAAAGUGUGUGAUCUCCUUGCCGCUCAUCUUGAUGACUGCAUCACGCAUGUGCGUGCGAAAAGUCCCGAACUCUCCAAAAUGAAUCUCUCCGAUGUUUCGGAUGGCCGAGAUUCUGGUCGAGGUCCCUCAUCAGCCUCUUCAACCAUCUCUACAUCACCAACCGCCUACAAGCGGCCGCUAAAAUCAUGUGUGCGAGCCGAUUUG